Notodromas monacha is the source of this 2631-nucleotide messenger RNA. NCBI's taxonomy places the organism in Eukaryota, Metazoa, Arthropoda, Ostracoda, Podocopida, Cyprididae. The record is from the annotation of a GenBank genome assembly.
AUGGAUGGGAAAAUGAUGGGAAAGUCCUGGGACCGGAAAGCCAAGGACGCCUACUUCAAGCACGCCGCCGGCGAGGACGCCACAUCCUGGGACGGCCCCCUCAGGGCGUCGUCCUACACCGCCAGAAACAAGUGCUACCCGCCGCCGCCGUCGUCAGAGGACUGCGGUGCUGGACGACGACGACAACAAGAUAGUCGGCCGUUUGUACGCAAACGCUAUUACUACGACUCGCCGCCUUCAGCCUCGGGCCCGCUGGCCCUGGACCAGCAACCCAUCGUGGCUGUAAAAAUCCUAAGCAGUCCUAGAUUAAGACACGAUACCGGCAUUCGGAAAAACUUAUACGACUCGCCGCCUUCAGCCUCGGGCCCGCUGGCCCUGGACCAGCAACCCAUCGUGGCUGUAAAAAUCCUAAGCAGUCCUAGAUUAAGACACGAUACCGGCAUUCGGUUUCAUCGCUACACAGCAGAACCCCCCGCAAGUAUUCAUAAAGCAGACGAAGCAGCAAGACCCAAGAUCGUGGCACAAAUUGACGAAGACACUACUAGAGAAGAGUUGUUGCCCGUGGGCACCAUCAUGUUUAGAAUUUUCGGGAAACGAAGGGACGUUGAGUUGCUCUACGGUCCAGACUGUACUUCGGCGUUCAUACGGAGGCAAUUGGCCAAUGGUACCGCGUAUGAUGAUAUCGGCAAGGCUGGUGGGAAGCACGGUGGUCCCAUUUGUGCGCGGAUCGGGCUCCAUGGUGACCACGAGCAGAUUAUGCUCAAAGUGCGGGCUUUGGUUGACAAAGCUAUUCAAGAAAGGGAAAGGCUUCCAAGUUACCAUCAUCCCAGCACCUCAUCAGAACCAACCCCCUCCACCACCACUGACCACUCAUCACAGGACAAAGAAGUCGAUUUCAAAAGCAACGUAGCCCAACGUCAUCAAAAUGAUCAUCAACAGCAACAGAAAACACAAACUGAGAUCCCACGGCACAAAAAGCUGCAAAUGGAGAAAAUCAAGUCUUCGUUGAUUAAUUCAAUUUUCAAAGAGAAAGGGCCAAAUUACGACAUUGGCACAUAUGCUGCAGGACCCAAUAAUGAAAACAGGAGAAUGGCAAUGGAUGAACUUUUCCAACGAUUCCAAACCCAGGCAGAGGGGAAAGAUCCAUCUGACAAGUACAUCACUGAAUCCCUGGCUUCCUUGGAAAAUUACUUGCUGAACGCUGACCCCUUUGAGCAAGACAUUUUCACCAAAUCGCUGACGAGAACCCCCGAGAAAUCCCAACACCAGAGAAAACACUCCAUGAGCGAACCCCAAAGGCCAAUCUACUCUUUACACAAGCAGUCGAAAAGCCCCCCAUCAGUGGCAAUGGACAACCUCAUCAAGUCCCUCAUCAAACACAAUCAUCAUCAUCAUCAACCCGAGCCUUCGUCACAUCAUCAACCCGAGCCUUCGUCACAUCAUCAACAAACACCGCCUCAGCAAAACAAGUCGAGAGAUAAACCGGACGCUGUAAAGUUCAUUUCCAGAGACGACGCUCCUUAUCACGCGCUCAUUUACGCCGCGGGACGUUUUGCGUGCGGGGGCGCAAUUGUGCAGAGAUUCUGGAUCCUCACGUCGGCCAACUGCGCCAUCGCACCUUCGGACUUGUACGAGGUUUACGCUGGGAGGACAACAAAAGAUCAGCAUCAGGCAGACGAGCAGCGCUUUGGGGUCUCCAAGAUUUACGUCCACGAAAACUUCAACAGGUCGGCCCUGGGAUCGGAUAUAGCUCUUCUUCAACUCAGCAAACCCGUCCAUUUCAACGCUCACGUGACUCCAGCACAGCUACCCAAUGCAGGAGUUGAACCCAUGCCUGGACAAACUAUGAGAUUAACAGGCUUCGGUUUCAACAACUCAACGUCUGAUGCGUUGAAGACUAAUUUGGCAGCUUACAUUUCUGACUGGGAAUGCGAAUUCCUCCUCUCCUCAAACAAUGUCAACGGGUCGCAAAAAAUCGAAGAUUCUCAACUGUGCACCUUGGGACCCAAUGACGCUGCGGAUGCAGGAAACCCUCUGGUGACGGUUGAUUCCAAAACACUGGAAGGAAUAGUCAGUUACACAGUAGUCGGAGGUCAGGAUCCACUUCCAAUAGUCUACACGCAAGUGUCCCACUUUCUGACCUGGAUGUCCUCCAAAAUGUCCAACGCAAAAAACUAGCACAUCACCACUACAAAAAAAAUGACUCCGACCAGCAAAAAAAAAAAGAAACUCAAGCACAAUACCACGCACAAAACAAAAGGAAAGCCAAGCAACUGCUCAAAAGCAUAAGUGCGGAUUAGUUAAUGCAAAAAAUAUUCCCAAGCAAGCAGAUGAGUUCAAUGAUCCCAAGAAGCAUCAAAGGCUGCAUUUCCAAGCCACAGAGGAAGCAAGGAAAGGAUUAGAGAAAGCGGGGGGGGGGGAAUCAAUUGAAUGAAGAACAGCACAUCUUCUUGAACGCCUUCGACUCUUCUUUCCAUUUCCUGGGAUUUCAUCAUUAUCAAGGCACCAGAGAAAGUUGGUUAUUUUCUUCCCACAACCUCCGCAGGACAACUCAAAAUCCUUCCGUGCAUCUGAAAAAAGAAAAAAAACCGAAGAGGUCACCUGGUAAAAUAAAAAUUCGUUCAACAAGAA